AAAAUGUAUAAAUACAAGCGUUAAAUUCCAAAUAUUGUUGGAAAGAAGUUGUCCAAACGGCUGCGCCUUUGUCGUCUUUCAUGACCAAAUACCACAAAUUUCAACAAAAGGGCGUCGGUGAUUUAAGAGGCGGAAGAAAUGAAAAUCUAACCCACGACGAUAGACACUUAACUACUUCAAAUAAUAGACUUGGUGGUUCUAUGCAGACACCACCUUUACCUUCAUAUAACCAAGUGGAUUUACAACAACAACCAAAGGGUUCGCCACCAUCGACUCCUUUGUCACUUAUGUGGCAAAAAGAACCAGCAAACGAAAAAGAAAAAAAUGUUGCCAUGGGGCAAUCGUUACAACCUGAAAAACCAAAGGUUAAGGACGUUCAAACUCCCUUAAUACAAGAACUAGUGGACUUUUCCUUGUUUGAAAAUGACCAUGAAUGUCCAAUUGCUCCACUUACACCAAAGUCACUUUCAAAUAGCCCUUUGAUACCUUUGAUGCCGGCUAAACCCAGACCAAUUAUUUAUGAAUCUUUUGAAGAUUCUGACAAUGAAGACCCAAUUUAUGAUACAACCGGCUUUUUUCCUCCUUUAUCCUCAAUAGAAAGGAAAUCCCAAAAUUAAAAAAAAAAAAUAAGUUGCGGGCAAAAAAUCUUCGUACUUGGUUGGCACAUCGUUAUUAAACAGCGAAGCGGAAACAAACAG
This is a messenger RNA of Rhizophagus irregularis DAOM 181602=DAOM 197198, 698 nucleotides long. RefSeq lists its product as uncharacterized. NCBI's taxonomy places the organism in Eukaryota, Fungi, Glomeromycota, Glomeromycetes, Glomerales, Glomeraceae. The record is from RefSeq and is a predicted model, not a curated record.